Molecule: messenger RNA, 19983 nt
Organism: Lymnaea stagnalis (great pond snail)
Lineage: Eukaryota; Metazoa; Mollusca; Gastropoda; Lymnaeidae
Source: the annotation of a GenBank genome assembly
GCCUAACACAUAUGAGCUGAUAGUGACGGACUCCAGUACGGCCUACCCCGUGGGCACGCACCUCCUGGCCGACCUCGACAACCAGACCGCGGUGGAUCACGUCUGCGGCUCCCUGACGCCGUCCGAGGAGUGCGGGCCCUGGCAGUCUUGCUGCAGGAGCGCCGAUCUGUGCUGCGAGCACCAGAAGGCGGACGGGCCCAGGCCCCAAACGGUAAGAACAUGGGGGCCGCAAGCCUACAAGUAAAUGUCCACUCUGGGUUGUUUUUUGUUUUUUUUUUCAACCGACGGGGUGUUCUUGAAAUGUGUUGUCAAGGAAGUCAAGCACAUGCAUGGUGUUUAAUUGAAAUGUGUUGUCAAGGAAGUCAAGCACAACCAUGGUGUUUAAUUGAAAUGUGUUGUCAAGGAAGUCAAGCACAACCAUGGUGUUUAAUUGAAAUGUGUUGUCAAGGAAGUCAAGCACAACCAUGGUGUUUAAUUGAAAUGUGUUGUCAAGGAAUUCACGCAAGACAAAGUGUGUUAAUUGAACCUGUUGUCAGGGAAUACAAGCACAAGCGUGUCGAACCUUUCGUUGCAAUCAACUCGCUUAAAGAUCAAAGAGAAAUGGUGUACCUGGAAGGGGGGGGGCGGUGAAGGGGAAACAUCCCCGGGGCUUCACUUUUAAAAAAUGUUAACUCAUAACAUUAAAUCUAAAAAUGAGUAUGAAUUAGGGGUGUAAUUUUGUAAGAUGGACCCCAGGUGGCAAUUGAGUCCAGACGCGUCACAGACAAAAAAACACAGUUCUGCAUCCCCCAGAGAGGUUAAUUAAUUUUUUUUUUUUUUUUUUUUUAAAAGGACAGGAAGUUUCAAAUUGGAAAACGCUUCACUCCCGGGAAUGCAAGACAUGUAAGGAAAAAAAAAAGUCUCGCCAUAUAUAUAUAGAAACAAUAAUUAGACUGUGCAUUGGGAGAGUCAAACCAUCGAAGAAACGAGACAUAUGUCUGAACCAACUCUCCUGAGAAUCUGUUUUUAAGCACCGGAAAUGGACUCUCCUCUUGUUUCUAUUAACUUUAAGUUGAGAGAUCUGGGGGGCUUUGUCUUUACAUAAGCAUGUCAAUGGGGCAGCGACCUCCUGUUUCGUAUUUUAAUAAAUAUAUAUAUCGAAUUGCAGCAUGGGCGGCGUCUUAAUAGUUCAUCCGGGACUUUGCCAAAAAUCAAUGAAUUCAAAAUCGGAUGAUAAUCGUAAAUGGCUGAAUCUGAAAUUAGUUUUUAUCCCGAGUGUCUCCCGGAAAUGCUGAAAGAUGAAAUUACAGAUCAAUAAAUUAUGCAGCCGUCUUCAUGUCAUUAGUUAAUGUAUCCUUAGUUUCCACAUUCAAAAUCUCUUCCCCCCCCCCUUUUUUUUUUUUACAGUGAAUGGAACUAUUAAUGGAACAGCUUAUUACCAUGGUUGAUGCAAUUUUUUGGGGCGGCCCCUAGGUUUAGUGGCUUUUGGAUUUUUGAGAUUUAGACCGGUCCAGGCCACUUUGGGGGACGGCUUUUUUUUUUUUUUUUUUGGGGGGGGGGGGGGGUUUAUCGACACAGUGACCUGGUCUCUCCAUGUCAGCAUAAUCUUUAAGCGCGGCGCACACGCGGUGCCACAGAAGAAGAAGAAGAAGAAAAAAACGUUGUGGUGCCGCACUACUCGAGACAAGUGGUUCUUAAAGUGGGUUUAACCAAUCUCCCAACCUCGGGGUACAGCGUGAUCGCUUGGUGUCGCGCAAAUUGGUCGAUACUUUUAAGAGGCCAUAAGUAUGGAGGAGAUGCCCGGAUUAAACUUUUGUGAAUGUUGGUUAACCCAGUUAAAUUAAAAAAAAAACAACAACAAAACAACUUAAAAUUAGAUGAAUGAUUUUUUUUAAUCAGCGGUUAUCAACCUGUUGGUAGCGACGCCUUUUUUGGGGGGGUAGAACGACCCUUACACAGGGGUCCCCUAAAACCAUUGGAAAACGCAUAUUUGUGAAGUAGCAACGAAAAUAAAUUUAUGGUUGAGGGUCACCACAACAUGAGGGACAGUAUUAAGGGAUCGCGGCAUUAGGAAGGUUGAGAACCACUGUUUUAUAUAAAUGUAAAAAAAAAUGUAAAAAAAAAAAUAAAAAAAAAAAAAAAAAAAAAUGAAAUGCUUUUAAGAACUCUUUGAGUUUUGUUAAGAUAGGAUAGACAUGAUUACCCCAUACCUUGCCUUGACGCCAAAUUCCGUGAUGAAGUAUAAGGCAGCAUAUUACACUCAGUUAAAUGAGCGAUGGGCUCGCCAGUGGAGAAAGGCCCGCGUAUAAUUGAGAACCAGACGGUGGCCGCUCCAUCAGUUAUCCAACGCCGCGCUCCUGAGAGAAAGAUAUCAACGGAAUACGUCGGUUUAAGCAGCGUCAUGCCGAGGGUAACGAAUGCCGGCCGUCGGGGAAAUAGCAGUGGUCAUUGCACGUGGGAUAACGAGGUCGGCGCGCUCACCGCACGUGAAAUAGACACGUCAUUGGUGAAAUUGAAUCGGUCGCAUCUUUAUCUUUCCGUGACAGAAACGACAGAAAGAAAAAAAAAAAAGAGGAUUUCAAGUUAUUGUAUUAGUGGGAAAAAAAAAAGUAGGUUUUUAUUUACUUUUUUUUUUUUUUUCUUUUUNCCUUGGGACCGUUUGGGGCGCCACAGAUGACUUGAAAACUACCCUUCUCCAUUCCUCUUUGUUUUCCGCACUUCGCAUGCAUAGCAUCGCCUAGUUUUUGUCCCCGUCCACUCUUUGAUGUUAUCUUCCCAUCUUUUUCUCUGUCUUCCUCUUCUUCUCUCCCCCCCCCCCUCUCGUUGUGCCCAUCAUGAUUUCUUUGGUGAGCCCUUGUUUUCUUGUCACGUGGCCCUACCAUUCCCGUUUUCAACUUUGUUUACACUUUAAAUAGGACUAACAAAUAACAGGAGAAUGCCAUCCUGAUGAAUGGUUCAGGUGAGACCAAAGGAUUCGUUAGAAGAUCGGGUCGGUGCACCAUUUGAAUUAUAUUGAUAGGCGUCCGUAAAGAGAUCUGUACUUUUUUCUUUUUUUCUUUUCUUUUCUUGCCCAGGACAUUUUGGCAUUCUACGUCAGUUUUUAAACAUGAGAUUAUUCUUCAUUGUCUUGUUCUGUCGAUAGCUGUCUCUCCAUCACAUUCUUUUUCACUCUCUUUCUCCUCCCUCUUCUCUCUCUAUGCACUUUCUCUCUUUCUCUCUCUCUUUCUCUCUCUCUCUCGCUCUGCCCACUCUCUCUCUCUUCCCUUCUCUUUUUCUCACUCCCCCAUUCUCUCUCUCCCCAUUCUCUCUCUCCACUCUCUUUCUCUUUUCCUCUCUCUGUUUCUCUCCCUCUCUCUCUCGCUCUCCGCCUUUCUCUCUCCCCUCUCCUUUUCUCUCUCGCAUUCUCUCUUGCUCACUCCCCUCUCUCUCUUUCUCUCUCUUUUUCUCUCUCUUUUUCUCUCUCUCCCCCCUCUUUCUCUCUCUCUCUUUCUCGCUCCCCCUCUCUCUCUUUCUUUCUCUCUCUCUCCCCCUCUCUCUUUUUCUCUCUCUCCCACUCUUUCUCUCUCUCUUUCUCGCUCCCCUCUCUCUCUUUCUUUCUCUCUCUCUCUUUCUCUCCCUCUCUCCCUGUCACCCCCUCUCUCCCCUCACUCUCUCUCCUCUCUCUCCACAAACAAACUGACCCUCUUCCCACAAAGACGUGCACACUUUACCGACUCUCUACUUCGCUCUUUCUUUCAGUCUCCGACCUCCCACCCCACUCUCUCUCUUCUCUCUAUUUUCUUUAUCUCUCGCCUCUCUCUCUCUCGCUCUGUCUCUUCUGUGUUCUUCUCUCUCUCUUUUCUUUCCCACUCUUCUCUCUCUGUCUCUGCUCUCUUCUCUCCUCCCUUCUCUGCUGUCUUCUCACGCUCAAAGGAGUGCAAAAUACCCCAUCUUUUCUCAAACACAUACUAACUGCCCUUAAGUUCUCCCUUGCUCGCCCUCCUCUCUCUCUCCGUGUCAUAUUACAUCACUCUCCAACUUGCUCUGUCUUUGUCAUUCUCACUGCCUGGUCUACCUCGUUUUUUCUCUCCCUGUUUCUCUCUCUCUCUCAACGAGGCCGUUGUACUACAAAUACUUGUUGCGUAGGCGUUAUCUUCUAUAAUGAUUGUACACCCACUUUUUUUGGUAUGUUUUCCCCUUUCCAAGUUGCUGUUGUCCCUACCCCCCUCCGUCCCUCACACCCCCCACGGGUUGCGUCACCCGGUGGUCGGUGUUGUCUUGGUAUUUGAGUCACGGACGGUGGAGACGCGGAGAUUGUCACGGCUGAUCGUUUUAGGUUGGCUUCUUGGAGAAAUCGUGUGUCCCGUGUGGGACCCCGGGGGUGCUGGUUUUAUGGGGUCGGACACAACGUUCAAACAGUUGAUGGCUUAAUGAUCCAAUAAGUUUGACUUGAGUUAACUCCUUUACUGUCUGUGAGAAUGGAUUAUUAGAGCGUGUUCCCCCCUCUCUCUCUCUCUCUCUCUUUCUCUCUCUCUUCCUCUAUCUCUCUCUCUUCCUCCCUCUCUCUCUCUUCCUCUCUCUUUUCCUCUCUCUCUUCCUCUCUCUCUCUCUUUCUCUCUCUUCCCCCCUCUCUCUCUCUUCCUCUCUCUCUCUCUUUCUCUCUCUCUCUCUUUCUCUCUCUCUUUCUCUCUCUUCCUCUAUCUCUCUCUCUUCCUCUCUCUCUCUUCCUCUCUCUCUCUCUCUCUCUUUCUCUCUCUCUUCCUCCAUCUCUCUCUUCCCCCCUCUCUCUCUCUCUCUUCCUCUAUCUCUCUCUCCCUCUAACUCUCUCUCUUCUCUCUCUCUCUCUCUCUCUCUCUCUCUUUCUCUCUCUCUCUCUCUCUCUCUCUCUUUCUCUCUCUUCCUCUCUCUCUCUCUCUCCCUCUCUCUCUCUCCCUCUCUCUCUCUCUCUCUCUUUCUCUCUCUCUUCCUCCAUCUCUCUCUUCCCCCCUCUCUCUCUCUCUCUUCCUCUAUCUCUCUCUCCCUCUAACUCUCUCUCUUCCUCUCUCUCUCACCCUCCCAAUCUCUCUCUCUCUCUCUUUAAGUCAACAGUUCUUAUUUUCAAACAGUUGCAACCAAUGUCUUUGAACACAAUUACACGUUUAAAUCAAACGCACUAAAAGGUCUAUAUGUCUAUUGGGGCUAUUAAACCAAAAUGUGACCAUGUAGAUUUCAGACACAAGCCAUCACAAUUUCGUAACACUUUGUGCAUCAGAUUUUUAAAGGCAGACUUUUGUCGUUUGUGUUAACGUUUCACCACUCUUCGAUUAGACUAUCGUGUGAAAUUUUCUAUUUUAAAAAAAAAAAAUGUGGGGAGUGUGGGUGGAGAGGGACGAGGGUAUCCAUGUAUCACGGUUAGGUAGGGAGACCAAUUGUUAAAAUGGAAAAAAACACUACCGUUAACUGCUGCAACAACGUCUGGCCAUUUCCUCUUUAAAUUUCAUUUUGUCUCAUGAAACACGUUCUGCCUAUAUGCCAAUUCGCCAACACCCCCACGCCCCACGCCCCAAACCACCCAAGAUAUUACUUCCGGGUGCGGCUGUUCAUUGCAAUUCUUUGUCUGCAGACACAACCAUUGUAAUCUUGAUGGAAGCAGACACAGCCAUAGUAACGUUAUAGAAGCAGACAGAAUUCUCGUAAUAUAGAAGCAGAAAGAACCAUUGUAAUCUAGACGUAGACAGAACCAUUGCACCAACCAUUGCAAUCCAGAAGUAGACAGAACCAUUGUAAUCUAGAAGCAGACAGAACCAUUAUAAUCUAGAAGCGGACAGAACCAUUGUAAUCUAGAAGCAGGUAGAACCAUUGUAAUCUAGAAGCAGACAGAACUAUUGUAAUCUAGAAGCAAGCAGAACCAUUGUAAUCUAGAAGCAGACAUAACCAUUGUAAUCUAGAAGCAGAAAGAACCAUUGUAGUCUAGAAGCAGACAGAACUAUUGUAAUCUAGAAGCAGACAGAACUAUUGUAAUCUAGAAGAGGGCAGAACCAUUGUAACCAAGAAGCAGACAGAACCAUUGUAACCAAGAAGCAGACAGAACCAUUAUAAUCUAGAAGCGGACAGAACCAUUGUAAUCUAGAAGCAGGUAGAACCAUUGUAAUCUAGAAGCAGACAGAACUAUUGUAAUCUAGAAGCAAGCAGAACCAUUGUAAUCUAGAAGCAGACAGAACCAUUGUAAUCUAGAAGCAGAAAGAACCAUUGUAGUCUAGAAGCAGACAGAACUAUUGUAAUCUAGAAGCAGACAGAACUAUUGUAAUCUAGAAGCAGGCAGAACUAUUGUAAUCUAGAAGCAGAAAAAACCAUUGUAAUCUAGAAGCAGACAGAACCAGUGUAACCUAGAAGCAGACAGAAUCAUUGUAAUCUAGAAGCAGACAGAACCAUUGUAACCAAGAAGCAGACAGAACCAUUGUAACCAAGAAGCAGACAGAACCAUUGUAACCUAGAAGCAGACAGAACCAUUGUAAUCUAGAAGCAGACAGAUCCAUUGUAACCAAGAAGCAGACAGAACCAUUGCAAUCUAGAAGCAGAGCAAUAGCUGUGCACUUUUGUCCGACAACUGCUGUUUUUGUUUUUUGCUUUGGGGGUGGAGGGAGCCCGGGGGGGGGAGGAGGGGGUGGGGGCUAUUUUGGGCAGUCGCAUGACACGGUUUCAAGAAGGCUUAUGAGAAAUGUCUUCGACCGCUCAACGUGAUGGCCUUGAUAUGAUGAUACCUUUGGGUCGCUCUGAGCACAACCCCCCCCCCCCCCCUCUUUCCUGAUUUUUGUUUCACGUGUAGAGCCUGGGGAUGACAGGUGGAUAAAAUUAAAAUCUGUUUACUGAAAUCGUAGCCCCCCGUUGUCCCUGAGUUCUUCAAAGACCCAAUUUUUUCGAAAGACAAUAGUAUGUUAAAUUAUUUUUUUUAUUUUAUUUUAUUUUUUUUUUUUGUUGUAAUCUCCAAAAUAUUUUUGCAUGGAGUCGAAGCUUUAUGCGAGAGUGGAGUCAUUGAAUCACUGUCAGGCACGGACCAAAUCAUCUUCUCCUUUUGUAAUUUUAAUAAUUUUUUUUUCGACCACAUGAAAUAUGAAUUGUCUAGACUUAUCGCAAGCGUGGCACUUAUUGUUGUUCUGUACAAUUACUUUAUGAAGACAACGGCAUAUUUGUGGCACUUAGUGUUGUUCUGUACAAUUACUUUAUGAAGACAACGGCAUAUUUGCCGGGGUUAAUGGCCCGGACAUUAGCGCACUGGUCGGAGUCGAAUUAGUAAAAAAAAAAAAAUUAAUUUUCUUGAAGAGAUUGGUAUAGACUAUUCUGAAAUUGGCUCACACGACAUUAUACUCUAUUUGGAGGAAGAAUCUGAAAUAAUUUUCUGAUCGUUUCUACAUGGAUGACUUUAUUUAAAUUAAUUGGGUAGGCACAGCUGUUUUCAAAUUUUGAUUUAUUUCUUCUUUUACACCUUUACGAAAAAAAAGUCAAAACUAAUUUUUUUUGUCAAAUACACACCAUUGAAACCAUUUGAUUAUUGUAGGCUGUUUUGACAAGUUGUUUAGUUCAGCGUCCCCCCAAAUGGUGAUCUGUGGACCGCCACCGGCCCGCGAGCCUUACGUUGCCGGUCCGCACAACAUGAAUAAUUUUGGUCAAAUAAAGAUAUAAUUUAUACAUCUUCCACCGGUGCCUGGUGCAAUUUCGAAACGUGUCAACUGGUUCUCCAAAUUUGAAGUUUUGGGAAAAGCUGUUUAAGAUUGCAUUAGGUGUAUGAUCAUAUAGAAAAAAUUGCACCCAUUAAUGUAAGAAUAAGGGAAAUUAAAACUAGCAGAAUUAAUUUUUUCCGCAUCGAAUUUUAUUCCUGUAAAAAAAUAUCUUGCCCCCACCCAUGUAAACAUUAAAUUUAUGACAACGCCUGAUUUAGGGACUCAAGAGCCGAAAAAUUGCCCAACCACCACUUUUGACCAAUACGUUGACAGACACCUGAAAAAUAAAUACAGCCCUUAAGGUCCAUCAUUUUAAAAUGUCGCAAGAGAAUUAGAUAUUUCAAAAGAUAGAUUAAGAGACGAAACGAAGAAACACAACGGUUCAUAACAUUUCAACCCGUAGAUUUUUGUUUUGUUUUUGAUGUUUAAAACGGAAGAGGAUGGCAUUACUGUGCAGUGUGGUUCCGAGGUGCUGAAAAAAAAUAUGUCACUUGGGGGACCACAUUCCGUUAGCAGGCUCUGUACCGCACAAGCUGUGCUUGUUGAGCGAUUCCAUACCCUUCAACAGAAAGGAUUCAGCAAAGGCCUUGUAAUCUGUUUACUGUGCCGAAUAUCAAACGACGCAGUCAUAUGAGUUUCUAUGUAAACAUGCAACAAAAGAUCGACUUUAUGAAGUAUUUAAGCAUGAAGCCGCUAAACGCUAUGAUACUUGUCAUCUUCGUAAAGCCAAAGUUUUACAAUACAAGCCAAUUUUCUGGGUUUUUUUUAACAUGUGGGUUUGGGAGAAAAAAAAAGGGGGGCGGGAACUGGGUGGUGUUCAUCACAAACACUGGUCACUUACGAAACGACAGUGCGUUGUCAUCGAAACUCGCCCCACAGAGAAGGAAAAAAAGGGGGGGGGGACGGGGUCAUGGGGGGUGCGGGGAGAAAAAGGGGUGGGGUAUAGUGAAGCUGAUGGUCAGCUUCUAGGGUUCCAGCGAGCAGGAGGAACUAUCGAGUCCAAGGACGGGGCACAUGUGACAAAACCAGCACUGCGCUGUAGGCGAUUUUUUGAAUAAAUAAAAAGGGAAUUUUGAAACCCUACGUUUUAUGGGGUGAGGUGGUAUACUCGUGUCUCACCCUAAACACUGUGAAGACUUGGUGUUUGUGAAUGGGUUCAGACUACAAUACAGAUAAAAUAACACGAGGGAACCAACGUGAAAUAGAAAUAAUAGUUGUUGUUUUUUAAACCUGGAGAGCUCUCACUUUCUCUCUUUUAAUAUUAUCUCUUUACGGUUUCUCUCUCCCUCCCUCUCUCCCUCCCUCUCCCUCUCUCUCCCUCUCCCUCUCUCUAUCUAUCUAUCUAUCUAUCUAUCUAUCUAUCUAUCUAUCUAUCUAUCUAUCUAUCUAUCUAUCUAUCUAUCUAUCUAUCUAUCUAUCUAUCUAUCUAUCUAUCUAUCUAUCUAUCUAUCUAUCUNUCUGUCUGUCUGUCUGUCUGUCUGUCUGUCUGUCUGUCUGUCUGUCUGUCUGUCUGUCUGUCUGUCUGUCUGUCUGUCUGUCUGUCUGUCUGUCUGUCUGUCUGUCUGUCUGUCUGUCUGUCUGUCUGUCUGUCUGUCUGUCUGUCUGUCUGUCUGUCUGUCUGUCUGUCUGUCUGUCUGUCUGUCUGUCUGUCUGUCUGUCUGUCUGUCUGUCUGUCUGUCUGUCUGUCUGUCUGUCUGUCUGUCUGUCUGUCUGUCUGUCUGUCUGUCUGUCUGUCUGUCUGUCUGUCUGUCUGUCUGUCUGUCUGUCUGUCUGUCUGUCUGUCUGUCUGUCCGUCCGUCCGUCCGUCCGUCCGUCCGUCCGUCCGUCCGCCCGCCCGCCCGCCCGCCCGCCCGCCCGCCCGCCCGCCCGCCCGCCCGCCCGUCCGUCCGUCCGUCCGUCCGUCCGUCCGUCCGUCCGUCCGUCCGUCCGUCCGUCCGUCCGUCCGUCUGUCUGUCUGUCUGUCUGUCUGUCUGUCUGUCUGUCUGUCUGUCUGUCUGUCUGUCUCUUUCUCUGCACAGCCUACCAUCUCUACUGUCAUUCUUGUAUACGUUAAAUGUCAUCUCCGUCUGUCUGAUUUCCUCUCACUCUUUCCAUCUGGCCUCUCUCCCUCUUCCUCUCUCACUUCGACUCACUUUAUUUCCCUCCUUCGUUCUUCCUCUGUUCAAGAAAUGAAGCCCCUAUUGUUUAAUUGUUCAGUUUUCUUUCGACCUGUCGAACCAAUGCUCUACACCGUGCCCUAUAAUCACAGUGCCCAUUAGCGUUUUGUGGAAAAUUACUGAAUGAAAUAAACGAUCCACGUGCCUUUUAGGGAAAUUAAAACAACUAUAAUUGGAUGCCAGCCAAAGGACAACAAAGAACACACACACAAAAGUUCUCAAAAGAAUACAUGCCGCAACGCGUUUUAACGGACGGAGCACGGCAAGUGUUGCCAAAGUGGUGUGUCCCAAAAAAUCUAUGAAACAAAAAAAAAAAAAAAAAAAAAAAAAAUAAAAAAAAAAAAAAAAAAAAAAAAAAAAAAAAAAAAAAAAUGUUUUUGGGGGGGUAUUAAGCAUUCAAAGUACAGGGUGACCAAAAAGAGGAUGUUACAAUUUUUGAAGCCAUCGCUUCUUCAAAUAGUUAACUCCUGUGUCUGGAACUAACGCCAUAAAAUAAUAUUUUUAAAAAAGGGAAAAAAAAAACAAUAACAAAAAAAGCACUCUUUGGAACAAUGUUGGUUUUUCAGAAUUGUAAGUCUUGCCCCUUUACAUCCACUAACAUGAGUAAGGAAGGAGUUGAUUUGUAUAAAUUUUUAAUUAGUUUUGUUGUUGUUAGUCUGCAUGUUUGUCGACAAUUAAAGUUUUUUUGUAUAGUUUCAAUCUAAACAAUUAAAUAUGCGAAAACGACCGUCAUUUUUAAAGGAAAUUUAAACUAGAAUAAUAAAGAUGUCCCUGUGUCAGCUUGUUCUAACAGGAAAAGUCGACAUUUCUGUUCACUUCUGUUGCCGUAGUGUUUUUUAGUCGAUUACUGUAGAGAGAGAUUGAGAACUCCCAACCAUGCGAUAUAUGAGUUGUUACCUAUAAUAAAGGGCAGGGCACUCUAAUAAAUUACCCUGUAAGCCCACGUUUCGCAGCUCUGCGAUGGUCUCCCCUGACAUCAGCGGCAGUGGAGAAUUAAAAAUGUAUUUUGUUUGAUAAAAUAUCUAAGCGAUUAAUCCCACCCCCCCCCCCCNCAACAGUUUUGCUUUUGAAAUCAAACAACCCCUUAAAACAAAGAUUUUGGUAUAAAUCCUUCACAUCCAUUUUUUAAAUUAUGUUUUAUAUUAAUAUUCUAAAGUCCCAUCUGCUUUUACACAGCAGAUUUUUUUCACCAACUAUUUCAGAAAAAAACAAAACUGGCGAUAUUAAAAAAAAAAAGAAAAAAAAAAAGAGAAUCUAAUUUGGCGCAGUUAUCGGGAAUUCUAUUUUGUGAAAUCAGUAGCAUAUUAUUUUCUUCAACUUCUAUAGGAAAAAACAGGAAACAAAAUUAAUUUUUUUUUAUUGAGGUUCGGGGUGGGGCUGAAAAUUUGAAAGAAUGUGUUAUCAUCAGCAUCAAGUCUAUAUGCCAAGUUUCAGCUUGGUAAGUUGACGGGAGGUGGGUCAAUUAGCCGUCCGAAGAUUUUGCCAGCCCGCCACGAACAGAGCAAAGUAAAUAUAAAGAAUUUUAAAAAACUUCAAUUGGAAAUUUUUCAAAUAUCUGUUUUGUUCCAUCAGCUUUCUUCACGCAAGGAAGCCAUUUUAUAAGUUUCAUUGAUAAGUUCCAUUGCUAAUGACUUAGUGUAAAAAAAAAAAUACAUCAAAUUAUAUUGCACAUAGCAAUGUUAAGUGUAGAUAAGCUAUUUUAAAGAAAAAAUAAUUUUGGAUCCUUUUCAACAUGAGCACCGGUGUCUAUGCCCCCAGCCCCCCCCCCCAACCCUUGUCUUGUUUGUUUUGUUUGUUGGCGUUGAAAACUUACUUUCGGCGGCUCAGCAAAAUAAAUGCUUACGUCUUUCUGCAUACCGCAGACAACACAUUCCAAUCUUCUUUGUUCUGUCUCGUAACCUUGAGACUAAGAUCUAUGUUCUUUGUCCUAGUCGGGUUGAGGGGGGGGGGUGGCAUUGAAUAGACAGUACCAUUUAGGAAGGAAUAAUAAUAAUAGAACGUUUUCGACUUUAAGGGUUUGAAUUUUAUCGAGAGCCAUUCAUGUUUAAGUACAGCCUGCCGGAAUUGCGUGCUCGAGAGAAAGAUCUGAAAGAUUGUCUGUUACGUCCUUGUGUUUGGGACAAUGCACCACCAGCUUUAAAUGUCAGUUGACUACACUGUUUGGAUGACUGGAGUCGGAAUUUUUAAUACAUUCUUCUCCUCGAAAAGAAACCAUUAAAAAAAUAAUGAUAAAUUUUUUGUCAUUGUUUUAGUUUAAGCAUAUCCUUUGAUUUAAAACAAAGUUUAAAAAAAAAAGUUUUACGACACCAUAGUGUGAGAACCAAUGAGAGUCAUACUGUCAGAAUCAGUGUGACAUAUUCGCACCAACAACUGCAUAGUCUGAGGCUGUUCUUCUGUCCAGGACCCCCCUCUCCCCCCCCCCGGCCACACACACACACACACACACACACACACACACCAACACGCACACACCAACACACACACUUGUUGUUUUCUUCCAAGUAUGACUAAUCCUUCUAUAUUUAAUGGAAAUGUUGCUUGCAUUAAGAUAUUGCAUAAAUAAAGGUGUGCAGAAUAUCACAUUUGCAACUUUCCAUAGAGUACACGCACAAAAUAUGACGUACAUCUAGCGUCGUUUGAUUUGAGAAUGUCACAUUUUUUAAAUGAAGUAUCUAACCACGAAUUGCAAGAAAAUGUCUUUUUUUUUUUUUAUUUUAGCCUUCAUUACAAAAACUAGAUUUAAAAAAAAAUAUAUAAUUUUUAUUUGCCUAUAACAGCUUGGAUACCUUUGGGCUAAUCCUUGGGUGGGAAAAGGUUUUUUGCUUUGUUUUUUUUUUCCUUAAGGAUCAUAAUCGUGAAUAUUUGAGGCGCUUUUUGGACAAAGACAAAUUGCGCGUUAAUUCUUUUUUAAAUUUAAUUUUUAGGGCAAAUGUGGAAUCCCCCCUUUGGGAAAUGAUGCACCGAAUGCUUUAUAUGUUUUGCAUUUUUUUCCCGGUUAAGCUUUUUAUAAUAAUAAUUCCCGAAUGGAUCGUGUCCGCCCCGCUCUCAAUGCGCAUCGUGAUGCGCUCUCAUACAUAAGAAAAAUCUCCGCUCAUUACUCUUGGGCUCUAUACAAAAGUGGCGAGUGGCGGGGCGGUGUGGGCCAGCGGGCCUUAAUUUGCCGAAACCCAAAGCCAAAGGUUAUGAUAAUACAUUCAAUGGGGAGAUAUAGCCGCCAAAGGGAAGAAUAAGACAAUGCCCCUGUUUAGCAAAUGCAAAUGGUAUUUUUUUUUGGGGGGGGGGGGGUGGGGGAAGGAAAAAGUGGAAAAAAACUUAAAUAACAAAAAAAUAUGGUAUGUUUUUUGGGGGGGGGGGGGUGGUGAACGGAAUACUGGGCAAAACACUAAAUAACAGAAAAAAAUGAGGUCAUCGUUAUUGUAAUGCAGAGUCCCAAUGUGGAGCAUACACCGCUAAGGAUCUCUCUCCGUUUUCCCCAUCUGUGUCACCUCAAGUCAUUUCCAAUCACAGCAGACUUACAAAACAGGUCCCUCCUCAAUGAGUUCUUUGACCCUCCACGCUCUCUGGUCGCUCGAGGGUUCCACAUGACAGCCUGCCUCGCGAUGCUUGAAUGCUCUUUCUGACUGACUGAGUGUGUGUGUGUGUGUGUGUGUGCGCGUGUGCUUUUUUUCCUCUUUAGCUCUUAAGUCCAGUUUUUUCUUUAUCUCCGUGGAACGACUUGUCCUUUCCAUAAAAUAACAACAUGUUAUUCUUGUGUGUGUGUGUAUGUGUGUGUGUGUUUUCUUCUUUCAUUUACUUUUUCUAUCGAAACCUUUCUAAAGUGCAUCCCUAUACAAUCAAAUGAUGAGACUACCGAAACCUUAAAGUCUUGCUCAUUUCCCCGAGUCAAUCUCUUAACCUCCUUUAGAGAGCAAAGUACAGCUUCAAAAUAACAAUGGCGGGACAUGCGGAUUAUGUUAGUAGUGAUAGUGCUCACAUUGACAUAGAUAUAAGCUGAAUGGCUCUGUUAGAUAACCGAAGACGUCGCGCGGCCAGGUAAGGCUAGAUAAGUGGGAAUAUAAGGAAAGGGCAUCUCCGAUCGGUGGAGAUUGAUGGCAGGUCACGUGCGACAGGUGGUGAUCUGUGACACGUCCCCUCACAUGCGUAAAUAUCAAUGACAAAUCACAGUGGCGUAGGAAAAGGGUGCGAAAGGAGGGGGUAGGGGGUCCGCUCCGGUCGACAUAUUUUUCUUAUGGGGGCUGGGUGACGUUUUCGGCCAACUUUGAAGUGUGUUUUUGUUUUUUUUGGAAGGGGUGGUGAAAAGUUUUGACAGCCUCGGGCUGCACCAAACCUAAAAAAACCCAUUGCAGGCCAUCUCAAAUUAUUGGAGAUUCAGGUCAACGUAUCUUUCUCUAUGAAUAUAUGAAGGAAAAGUCAGUCUAUUCAUCAUCGCUAUUGACUGGAUAAUGAAAAAAUCUACAGACAAAAAGAAGAAAAGAAUACAGUGAAAACUCUGGGAGACACUGAAGGAACUAGACUUUGCAGAAGACAUUAUACGUCUGUCCCACAACCAGCAAAAAAUGCAGGAAAAGACAAAAGACGUAGCCACCAUUUCAGCACAGCUUAGACUAAAUAUAAAUAAAAGCAAGACAAAGAUCAUGAAGGUAAAUUCUGCACACCAAGAGACAAUCUCUCUGGCAGGAAAGGCACUGGAAGAAGUGGAGUCCUUCACAGCACCAUCGACAUAAAUGGUGGAUCCUACGCAAAUGUAAGGGCCAGACUUGGAAAAGCCAGAGCAGCGUUUGUACUAUAAAAGAAAAUAUGGGAGUCGAAGCAGCAGAAGCUGCAAACCAAAGUUUAACACAAAUGUCAAAACAGUUCUACUAUGUGGAGUAGAGACCGACCGAAUUUCGGCUUCGGUUUCGGCACAGAAAGUGGCCAUUUUAUCACUUUCGGGCAAGUUUCGAUUUCGGCCGAAACUGAAAGUUAACUUUCGGCUUAAUUUCGGUUUCGGCCGAAAGAGAAAAGUUAACUUUCGUUUUUAUUUUGGUUUUCGGCCAAAAUUGUCUUAGACUUUCGGCCAUCCAGCCGAAAGUGACUGAGGUUUCCGUCAUCUAAUUCUCAGCAAAAGAGAUAUUUAACAACAAACUAAGUGACAUUUAAGAACAAACUAAACGAUCUUUAAGAACAAAGAAAGUGAUCUUUAAAAACAAAUAAAGCGAUCUUUAAUACAAAAAAUUAUACAAUCUUAUAGAACAAACUAAGCGAUUUUUAAUAACGAACCAAGUGAUCUUUAAGAAUAAAACAAAUGAUCUUUAAUAGUAAACUAAAUGAUUUAUAAGAAUAAACUAAGCGAUCUUUAACAGAAAACUAAAUGUUCUUCUUCUUCUUCUAUAUCUUAAGGGCCCACGAUCAAUUUAUUGAUCAUUUUGGCUCCUAUGCAUGUAGAUGGGAUUUGCAAUGUUUCUGUUACUGGUGGUGUUGAGGAAAUUAUGCUCUAGGGGUUUGAAGGCUUGAGGCAAUAGACACAAAUGUGUCUAGUGUUGUCGCCUCAACUGUUCCUUUUGAAAGAUGGUUCCAGUCCCUGAUUGUCUUGGGCAGGAAUGAGCAGCUCCUAUACUGGCUUCUUGCUGGUAUGAGCCUGAAUUGCCUGUCAUGGCCUCGUCGCUGUCUAUGGGGGAGAGGGACGAGUUUCUGUUUAAUACUGGAACAGUGGACCAGCCCAUUAUUUAUCUUGUACAUCAUGGAGAGCCUGGAUUGUCGUCGUCGUUUCUCCAAUGGUGACCAGCCUAGUGUUUCUAGCAUGCUGCCAACACUAGAGGUAUUCCUGUAGCGGUUUAGGACAAAGCGUGCUGCUCGUCGCUGGACCGCCUCCAACCUGUCAAUGCUCUUCUGGGUAAAUGGGUCCCAGACUGAAGAUGCAUAAUCUAAAAUCGGACGGAUAAAGGCUUUAUAUGCUCUUUCUUUCACACAGGAGUUGCCAAUCUUUAGAUUUCGCCUUAAGAACCCCAAGGCUUGGUUUGCUUGGUUACAUACAUUGUUAAUAUGCUCGUCCCAGCGGACCUCUCUUUGAAUGGUAACACCCAGGUACUUUACGGAGGAAACUUGCUCAAGAAUAUGGCCGUGCAGUUUGUAUUGGUAGUGUAGAGGAGUACAACUUCUAGAGAUUGAUAGUGUCUGGCACUUGGCAGGGUGAAAUUCCAUGUCCCAGCUCAUCUCCCACUCAGCUAACAGAUUGAGAUCCUGUUGUAGCUGGUCCUGGUCAGAUCUGUUGGCGAUCGUCCUAUACACUGCUGUGUCAUCUGCAAACAGUCUUGCCUGUGAUGUCAGUUUCUCCGGUAGGUCAUUAAUGUAUGCUAGGAACAAACAGGGGCCCAGGACUGAUCCCUGGGGGACCCCUGACUUCACAUUGACAAAGGAGGAGCUUGUACCGCCCACCACUACUGCUUGGCGUCGGUGGCUGAGGAAGCUAGAGAUCCAUGUUUUAGUGGUGCCUUGAAUCCCAUAUAUCUGGAGUUUGUGUAGAAGCAAACUAUGAUUCACCCGGUCAAAUGCUUUUGCGAAGUCCAUUACUAGCACGUCAGUCUGCUUGUGGUUCUCCAGAUUGGUCAUCAAGUCUUCUACAAAUUCGAGAAGCUGGGUCUCACAUGACCUAUUGACUCGGAAGCCAUGUUGACAGUCAUUGAGUAUAUUUUGGCUUUCAAGAUGCUUCAUGGCAGAGCUUACGAUUAUGUGCUCCAACAGUUUGCAGACGACGCUAGUGAGGGAUAUCGGACGAUAGUUGGCAGGGUCGGAAUGCUCCCCUUUCUUGUAAAUUGGAGUAACAUGCACUGUUCUCCAGUCUGCUGGAACAUUUCCUGUGCAUAGUGACGAUUGGAAGAGGAUUGUCAGUGCAGGAGCGAUUUCUUUGGCUAAUUCUGUGAGCACUCGUGGUUUAAUGUUGUCAGGACCACAUGCUUUGUAAGGGUUAAUGGUAUUGAGGAGGGCUAAUCCACCUUGUUCUGAUAUCUGGAUAUCUCCCAUGAUAGGUUGGGCUCUGUUCAUCAUUUUGGUCUUCAGAAGGAACUCAGUCUCAGAGUACUCUCUACCGUCACCAAAGACCGACUGGAACUGCUGAUUGAGUAUCUCCGCCUGUGCUUUUGGGUCAGAUGUCAAUUGGCCAUCCCACCUCAAGGGGGAAACUCCAGCGUUUGAGGACUUUUGGUGUUUCACAUAGCUCCAGAAGCGCUUGUUCUUGACAUCUUUGGUCGGGGUGUCUUCCUCUGAGAAGAUGCCGUUCAUGUAGUUCCAAUACGAUCUACGCAAUAAGCGUUGAAUGGUUCGGCGGAGUCUCAGUACCUCCUCUCUCAGUUCAAUCGAGCCAUUUUUCUUCAUGCGUUUGUAUUGGCGGUCUCUCCUGUGGAUGAGCCUACGAAUUUCAGCCGUGACCCAUGGCUGAUUUAUCCUAGGUUUGGUGAUUUGGUGUUGUAUAAAUUUCUUCACUGCAUCAGUGAUUGUAGUCUUAAACUUCACCCACAGCUCGUCUGUUGUCGCUGUACCUUGAAUCACCUUCAUGUUUGAGCUUAGCUCUGUGGUUGCAAUCCUUAGGCCAUCCCAGUCUGCCUUGGCAUAAAUUGGGAUUUCUCGAAUGAUUUGUUUCAUUUUUAGUCUGUUGACCUGAAAUUCACAAUAAGGAAUGCUGUGGUUCUUUAGGAACAAACUAUAAGAUCUUUAAGAACAAAGUAAGUGAUCUUAGGGAACAAAAUCAAUUAUAAAUCAGAACAAACUAAGCGAUCUGUAUGAAAAAACUAAGCAAUCUUCAACAACAAAAUAAGCGAUCUUUAAGAACAAACUAAACGAUUUUUAAUAAAAAAAAAAUAUCUAUACAAACAAACUAAAUGAUCUUUAAAAACAAACUGAACGAUCUUUAACAACAACUAAGCGAUAUUUUAGAACAAAAUCAAUGACCUUUAAGAACAAACUUAACAAUCUUUAUGAGCAAACUAAACGAUCUUUUAAUAACACAAACUUAGCGAUCUUUAAGAAAAAAACUCAGCGAUCUUUUUUGAAGAAACAAAAUUAUUUUUAAUAAUAAACUAAAAUAUCUUUUUAAAAAACCAAGUGAUCUUUAAGAAAAAACUAAGCGAUCUUUAAAAACAAAAUAAGCGAUCUUAAAAACCAAAAUAAACGAUUUUUAACAACCAACGAAGCGAUCUUUAUGAACAAACUAACCGAUCAUUAAAAACAAAUAAAGCGAUCAUUAAAAAAAAAACUGAACGAUCUUUAACAACAAACUAAACGAUCUUUAAGAAAAAACUAAGCGAUCUUUAACAACAAGAUCUUAUAUUAGAUGUUUAUUUAUUAAUAGUCACGAUUAUCUCAUUUGUUUAAUAAAAAGAAUGUAAAUGUUUAUACUUUCUCCCAUCAUUUUCGAUGUAUGCAGAAUAUAUGCAGGAACGAAUUUCAAAAUAUAUAAAUAUUUCAUUUUCAGUUUCGGCUUCUGUUUCGGCUUCGGCCGAAAGUCAUUUUUAACUUUCGGUACUUUUUCGGUUUUGGCCGAAAGUCAUUUUUAAACUUUCGGUAUUUUUUCGGUUUCGGUCGAAAGCCAUUUUAAGCUUUCGGCCUAUUUUCGGCUUCGGCCGAAAUCAGAAAAUCACGUUCGGUCAGUCUCUAAUAUGGAGCAGAAACUUGGAAAACAACGACGAGGAUAACGCAGAAAGUACAAACCUUCAUAAACAUUUGCCUUUGAAAGAUCCUGAACAUCAAAUGGCAAAAUACCAUUACGAAGAAAGAUCUACUAGAAAGGACUCACCAGGUGUCCAUCGACGAAGACAUGUUUAAGAAAAGAUGAAGGUGGAUAGGGCAUACUCUCCGACCCUGACCCCCCCCCCCAAUAGCAUCCCCACACAAAUUCUAACAUGGAAUACACGGGGAAUAAGAAAGAGGGGAAGGCAAAAGAAUACAUGGAGACGUGAGCCAGAGGCAGACACGCAAAAUAUGGGAUACACCUGGAAGCAACUGGAAAGGAAAGUACGGGAAAGUGAUAAAUGGAGAAUUCUUGUGGACGGCCUAUGCCCCAGACGGGUUGUAAAGGCAUAAGAAAAAGAAGAACAUAACUGAACACUUUUCCUGCUGCGUGUCAAUUCCUAACCCACCAACUGCUUUCUUGGUGACCUCACUUAAUCCGUACAAUUAAUAUAGGGAUGGUUAAUGCAGUUUUAAAUAAAUGUUUUUGUUGCCAAUAUGAAGCUGCAAAUGCGCUCCUUAGGGCUUAACUCCUGGACCCAGGUUCUGGAUGCCUCUGGGUUUGAUAUGAGAUUCAAAACAACCAAGCAUCGAUCAAACUCAGUUUGACAGGCACAGGAAAAUUGGGAAUUUAGGAGUUAAGUUGUGACCGCGGUUGUAAGAAUAAUACAUUGCCCCUUAUUUCAGUGGAAGCACGAGGUCUUCUUUUAAAUUAAACUUGGAGCACAUCAAAUCCGAUCGUAGCAAAAUGGGGCAGGUCACCGCAGGUUCAUUUAGAGCCGGAAUGUACGUCAACGCAUUUCAAGUUCCAGAGUUGUUUUUUUUUUUUAUAUCUCGUUGGGACUCUGCCGCGUCUGUAUAAAUUCCAUUCAACUUUGAACGACCGGGGGAAUGUUUGGAAACGGACCAAUGACGUCCAAUUAGCCUUUACAUCAGUUCAGUAAGAAGUAGAACAGGGAGAAUUCGGUCGGCGUAUUUGGGGAAACUCAUUUAUCUCUGCCAAUAACUCCCAGGUGACGACGAGACUUUACAAAAGUCAAGCUGAUUUCAAGAACUGGUAUAAACUGAAAAUUGAGGCCAUACAAUUUUGAUUGAAACGUAUUGGAAAAUGGAAAUAGAAAUUAACCUGUAAUAGACAAUUAAAAAAAAAAUUUAGAUUAAAAUCGAUUGUUGUUACUGUUUGAUAUCAAUUCUAGUUUUAAUUAUAUAUUUUUAAAAAUAAAAUAAUAAUAGUAAUAAUCAAAUACAUGUUUGCCGUCAUUUGCCUCAGUCGGAGUUCUGAGGUAUCUCCGGCCACGGAAACAAGCUUAUUAAUGAGUCUGUGGUGUGCAUUAGCAACAAUUUAUUUAACGGCAAAGAAAAAAAAAAUACAGUCAAACCGAACAGUUAAGUCUUUAAAUUUCAAUACAAUUUUCCAUCCCUCUAUUCCCCAGAGCUACGGAUCCACACUCUGCCCACGAACCUGGGAUGGC